Messenger RNA from Lodderomyces theae, 1215 nucleotides. RefSeq lists its product as uncharacterized. The record is from RefSeq and is a predicted model, not a curated record. The coding region runs from base 1 to 1215 and encodes 404 amino acids. The transcript has a single exon. Lineage: Eukaryota; Fungi; Ascomycota; Pichiomycetes; Serinales; Debaryomycetaceae.
AUGUCCUCGGAAGAGCCCACAGCUUUAGGCCAUCAGCAGCAAGUCAAAGAUGCUCUGAGCAUCAAUGAGUGUUCAAGGAGUGGUAGACCAAUUGAUGGUGAGGAGAAGCUUUCCUCGCCUGAAAGAUAUAACCAACUGAUUCAGUCGAGAUUUCAUCUGUUUAGGCUAUUAAAAUUUUACUUUCUGUGGUCAAUGGGACUUGUUGGUGCCGUGGCCACUUUCAUUAGAUCAGAUGAAAGUAAAGGAAAGAAACGUGCUCUAUAUGGUAUGUUCACUUUUGCUAUGAUAUUACAGGCAUCUGAAAUCAUGCUUUUUUUGGAAACGAGACUUGAGCGGAGCGUUAACAACGAUCAAUCCUUAGGUCGUGAUAGAGCUAUAGUCCAUUAUGUUUUGAAAGAUCCAGUCUUGAGUUUCGGCUAUGUUGCGUUCAUAAGCUUUGUGUUGUACUGUGCGUUUGUUUGCCCCGUUGAUUUCAUUUGGUCGACAGAUCUCUACAUAUAUGUUACGUUGACAAUGGUCUUCAUUGAUUAUGCUUUCCGGUAUUUUAGCUCUCGCAAUGGAACCAAUCCAACAAGCAGUUCACCCCUACACGAACGGGAGUCUACUUCUACAAAUGAAGCAGAGGAGCAACUAUUGGAAAUAGAAGAUUAUGAGUUAUUAUUGGAGACGACUUUGGGAGAAAACGAUGCAGCUAUGAGAUUGGCUGAAUCGGCGUCAUCGGUCAUUGAAAACUAUAAAAUAAAGGCCAACCAGAAUAUGCGCAAGUACAAAACCUUUCGGUUUGUGUUUCCCAUCACUCUGAUGUUGAUCUUUUUAUUGAAAACGUUAUGGGUUACAAGAACGAAACCGUUGGCAAGAGUGCAUGUUUUCGUUAUGAAUGAGUUACUAAUUUCAACAUCAUUUUACAUUCUUGGGAGACUCAAUAACAAGCGCAGACAUGACAUUCUUGAUGAUUACGUUCGGGAUUACGUGCGUGUCGCCAAAAAUCAAGAAAAGAUUAGCCUCUCUGAAGAGAGGUUCAAGAAAAGAUUCAGUGCAUACUGGUACACCUUCUGUUAUACAUUAUAUAUGGCUCUCGGCAACAUUCAGGAUUAUAAUAGCUGCUUUAUCAACUUUUGUGUUGUGUUGUUUUUGAUGCUCAAAACUAACAAGGUAACAACUGGAAGCUAUUUGAGAUUCAGGACUCAGAUAAAAGCAAAUAAUAAUAGAGUUUAA